Pistacia vera is the source of this 1030-nucleotide messenger RNA. Its product is annotated as myb family transcription factor PHL12-like. NCBI's taxonomy places the organism in Eukaryota, Viridiplantae, Streptophyta, Magnoliopsida, Sapindales, Anacardiaceae. The transcript has 6 exons. Gene Ontology annotation, molecular function: DNA binding; DNA-binding transcription factor activity. Bases 29 to 865 code for a protein of 278 amino acids. The record is from RefSeq and is a predicted model, not a curated record.
GUAAAAAUACAAAAGCUGAAAGAGAAUAAUGCUGCCACCAAGCAAGAAGAAUAUGGCGAAUAGUUAUAAGCCAAUUUGCAGCUUCCAUGGAGACUCCACCUCCACCUCCACCUCCAGUCUCGUUCUCACAACUGAUCCAAAGCCUCGACUCAGAUGGACUCUCGAGCUCCAUGAACGAUUUGUCGAUGCUGUGACUCAGCUUGGAGGACCCGAAAAUGCAACUCCAAAGAACAUCCUUAGAAUUAUGGGGGUUAAAGGUCUCACUCUUUUCCAUCUCAAGAGCCAUCUUCAGAAAUUCAGGCUUGGGAAGCAAUCACAAUACAAGGAUCAUUUCACUGACCAAGCAACAGCUAGGAACACUGAAAGAGGAGGCUUUCAAAGAAAUAAUAUUUCUGCAGCUACUUCAGCUGGGAUAGCAAAUUGUACCUUGAGUGACAGGAACAUACACCCAAGUGAAGUACUUAGAAUGCAAAUGGAAGAGCGAAGGAGAUCAGAUCAAGAUUUAGAGGUACAACAACACCUUCAAAUGAGGAUUGAUGCGCAGAGAAAAUAUAUGCAAACGAUGAUGGAGAAAGCUUGCCACACAAUUAAUUGUGAAGAAAAUGUGAGCAGUCAGAGUCAAUGGCUUAAUCUUGGUAUUGAUGAUCAAGAGCUCCAGGAAAUGAAUAUUAACAUUAUGAAAGAUUUUAGUUUCCUAGAAAACUUUCCAUCUCUAGAAGAAUUCAACGUUGGUACCACUUCUUCUUUACUUGAAGAUGAUGCUUUCAAAGGGAAUGAUCAACAGCUUCAGCUUCAGCUUCAAAUGGCGCCCCUCACAGCUGAUGGUAACAAAAAUAUCAUAAGAUUCAUGCCAGGAAAUUCUUGAAAAUUCAGAUUCUUGUGGACUAUUACCCAUUCUCGUGAGUGCAAUUGUAGAGGAUAACCUCUUUUUUUUUUUUUUUAAGUAAGAACUCUUAGUUUUAUGUUUGUAUAUGCCUUUGUCUAAGCAUUUGAUAUUACUAUGGGAAAACUGAUAUUCAAGGAUGUAGAA